Strongylocentrotus purpuratus (purple sea urchin) is the source of this 3574-nucleotide messenger RNA. RefSeq names its product cytochrome P450 2J6. The coding region runs from base 332 to 1834 and encodes 500 amino acids. Gene Ontology annotation, biological process: xenobiotic metabolic process. Gene Ontology annotation, cellular component: intracellular membrane-bounded organelle; cytoplasm. The transcript is spliced from 8 exons. The record is from RefSeq and is a predicted model, not a curated record. NCBI's taxonomy places the organism in Eukaryota, Metazoa, Echinodermata, Echinoidea, Camarodonta, Strongylocentrotidae. Gene Ontology annotation, molecular function: iron ion binding; heme binding; oxidoreductase activity, acting on paired donors, with incorporation or reduction of molecular oxygen, reduced flavin or flavoprotein as one donor, and incorporation of one atom of oxygen.
CAACAUUAACAAUUUUCAGAGAAUGGGUGAACAGUUACCAGCAAAAAGUGCACAAUUUCUUAUUCGUACUGAGCAAACUGGACUUUAACAAGUGGCAAACAGUCAUCGGUCUAUUAUCGUAUAAAGGAAACAUACCUUCACGCGAUUGGGCAAUGUUCCCUAUUUAAUGUUUACCUUUCGAUUGUCUGCUAGCUUGCUACGUGGAUAUAGACUCUUAACUUGUCGUUCAUUUGAGAGUACGCUUUCUUCAGGGUAGAAGGAAUUUAUCCAGGAUCUAGGAUAUUAUUGGGAAUAUUAUAUCAAGGAUCAAUCUAAAAUAGAAUAUUCAUCAAUGUCCAUAAUGGGGUUCACUGAGACGGAACCGGGAUAUUGGUUGCUUGCUGGAGUACUUGGUCUUCUCGUAGCUUGGUUGGUCAAACAUCUGAUAACCGGGCCCAAGAAUCUUCCACCAGGCCCCACUGGACUACCUCUCCUGGGUGUAGCCUGGCAAAUCUACAAGGGUGGGUCGGAUCCUCUUGCUCUCUUCGCUGCAUGGUCCAAGAAGUACGGUGAGAUGGUAUCCUUCUUCGUUGGUCCGAAGCCGAUCAUCAUCCUCAACUCUUACCCGGUCAUCUUCGAAGCCUUUCGUCACCCCGAUCUCCAAGACCGACUCGGCAGCCGACUACUUCAAGAAAUAAUUGGAUUAAAGAACAGCGGAAUUGCUUUUUCUAACGGAGACGUUUGGAAGGAGCAGCGUAAGUUCACCCAUUCUGUAUUCCGGAGUCUUGGUGUUGGUAAGAAGAGCUAUGAGGAUACCGUAUCAGCCGAGAUGACCCAGCUUUCUUCAGUCAUCAAAGAAAAGAAAGGUUCUCCUUUUGACCCCAGUACUCUCUUUAUGCAAGCCGUUUCCAACAUCAUUUGCUCUAUCGUCUUCGGCACACAGUACACAUACGACGACGAAGCAUUCAAGGAAAUUUUGCAUCUCGUGAACUCGAACGUACAAUUGUCAGGAGGGGGCGGAACGUUUUUGUUUCUUCCCAUUCCUGGUAUUUCCAAGAUUCCGUUUGGUAAAAUGAAGCUAAUGACAAACAACAUUCGGAGCGUGAACGCCUUCAUCCAGUCCCAGAUUGAGUCUCAUGAAAAGAAUCGGGAUCCAGAUAAUCAGAGGGAUUUCAUCGACCAGUACCUCAAUAAGUUGGAUGAAACCAAGGACACAGUUUCUUCAUUCACCAAACUCAAUUUAACCGGUUGUAUCGCCGACCUCUUCCUCGCUGGGUCUGACACGACAACUACUACCCUAAAGUGGUGCAUCCUCUUCAUGAUGGCCAACCCACAGGUUCAGUCACGUGUUCAAGAUGAACUUGAUCACGUGGUUGGCAGAGAACGAAUCCCAAGGCUGGAUGAUAUCAAAGAUCUUCCCUACACCAAUGCCGUUAUCUUAGAGGUUCAACGGAAGGGUGCGGUAGCCCCAUUAGGUGUACCCCACGUGGCUGCUGCGGAUACCACCAUACGAGGCUACACCAUACCGAAGGGCGCCGUCAUUGUGUCCAACAUUUUCGAGGUGCUGAACAGCGAGGAGCUCUGGAAAGACUCUGGGGCCUUCAAACCUGAGAGGUUUCUGACCGCAGAUGGAGAGCUCAUAAAGAGAGAUGAACUCAUCUUCUUUAGCACUGGUCGCCGUGUCUGUAUUGGAGAGCAGCUAGCCCGGAUGGAAACAUUCUUAGGGUUUACAAGCCUCCUUCAACGAUUCACCUUCAAGAAACCUGACAACUCACCGACUCUUUCUUUUGAAGGAGUAUUGGGUAUAUCAAGGAACCCUGUUCCCUACAUGACAUGUGCUGUAGUAAGAGAAUGAAAAUGAAAGGAAAACUCAUUAGAGAUACAGUCGUGAGGUAUGGUAAUAAGGAAACAUGGGACUCAGAGAAACCCACACUUGAUUUCCACGGUGAUAAAUGCUAUCUGCCAAAUGUUAAGGUAUAAAAUGAAUAAAGGCUGAAUAAUAAAACAAAAACAAACGUUGAAAUGGAACUAGUUGUCCCAACGCACGUCCUGCAUAAGACUCGGUCAUAUUUUGUCUAAAAUUAUUGCUUGAAGAUUUUAGUUAAUGUGAUUCCGGGCAGUUACUGUUACUUGACAUUUUCAGGUCUAAAUAUACAACAUACUGCAUUUUUAAUUAUUUUUUCCUCGAAAUAUAAAUUCAAUCACAUCUCAGGUUUAGUUGUACCUCUUUUGGAAAAGGGGAUAAUGAACCCAUUUAACACAUGGGUGAAGAGAAAAGCAAGAGCAGGUUAAUAUCUUGCCAAAGGAUAUUAGUGUCGUGUCGCGAUUCGUACCCUCGACCUUUGCAUCUUCAGUCAAGCGCCUUAAACCACUCGGCCACGACACUGUCUUCAAAUAAUAAAGUUUUUAAAAUAUAUUAACUUUUAUCUAUUGUCAAUAUACAUAUCUCAAAGAGUAGACGCGAUGCUUUUAAUAAGGAGCCUAUCCAUACUUCGAAGAUCUUCCAAAUGUUGUUGUCACAUUGAUCACAAUCAUGAUGCUGUGUUCUUAUUACAGGAAGCGGUUUAAGGGAGAAAAUAAAUAGACAAACGGAGCCGAUGUCUUAUACAAGCUCUAUUUAGGAGUCUUUCUGUCCAAAAUUAAAUUUAUUGAUUCUAUGUAUCAUUUAUUUUUAACUGGCAGAUGAUAAUAUGUUAGGAAUGAAACGUCUCUUUUUUGUGAUUUAUAUAUUUUGUACUCACCUUUAACUCGAUCGCGACUAUUUUUUAAAGAAAAUCAACUCAAGGGCGAUUUCAAUACCCUGUUGUAAAUCGCAUAGGUACCAUGUUCGGAUUACGUAAUACUUCAUUGACAAGUUCGCACGGUUCAAUAUGUGACGCACAAGCCUAUUCACAUUGCCCUAGGUUGAGUUUUCGAAAACAGUUGCGAUCGUAGUCUAUGUAGUAACCUAUCGUUUGUAGAAUGUUUUCUCAUUGAAACAAAAAAAUAAAGCGAAGACUAUCUAGAUAACUGUAAAUGCAAUGCUAUCAUACUUUGUGAAAAGUGAAUGAAAGAGAGGAAAAACGGGGGAGAUAAAGUGUGGAGGUAAAUGGUCAAUUUUCCCUUAUAUUUUGAGCCUCUAUAACUUCACUUUUCCAUAGAUUUAUAUUUCAAGUAUAAAGUUACAUCGUACAUAAAUUCUUCUUCUUUUUUUAGUGAUUUGUAAAUGAUAUUGAUUAUAAAAGCACUAAUUUGUUCACGUUUAAAACUGUGACAGGUGAUUCAUUGUUGUUUUGUUGUUGUUAUAUCUGUUAUUUUUGUAUAUUGUUUUAAUGGUAAAAACAACAUGCAUUGUCCCGAGAUUUAUCAGUGUUUCCUAUACUCAUUACGUAAUUCAUUACGUACUGAAAUUUCAUGUAAGUAAUAAUAAUGAUAAUUUUGUUUACACAGGGAAGCCUCAUUAGCAUCAAUGAUUAUCUUCCUGAGGCCCCUGCAAUUAUUAUACCCCAAGUUAUUGCCGGGUCCCCAUUUACACCUACUACGUGUGGAUUCACCCGAUUGGAUUCAUGUCUUAAAGGUACUAUGUCCCAUUUGCAGGCCAACAAAAUGAGGUAAA